Messenger RNA from Pediculus humanus corporis (human body louse), 5550 nucleotides. Its product is annotated as Down syndrome cell adhesion molecule precursor, putative. Gene Ontology annotation, molecular function: protein binding. Lineage: Eukaryota; Metazoa; Arthropoda; Insecta; Psocodea; Pediculidae. The record is from RefSeq and is a predicted model, not a curated record. The coding region runs from base 1 to 5550 and encodes 1849 amino acids. The transcript has 26 exons. Gene Ontology annotation, biological process: cell-cell adhesion.
AUGACGACAACAACAACCAACAACAACCGACAACCGACAACAACCGCGACGACGUCAUUUUUCCAACAGGUUGUUUAUGACAUGCUGUCGGUAACAGGACCGGAAACUCAAGGUCCGAUAUUCGUAACGGAACCAAGAUCAUCAUUAGAAUUUUUAAACGAUAUCGGUGCGAUCAUAUCAUGCACGGCACACGGUUUACCCGAGCCUAUAAUAUCGUGGAUAAUGACAGACGGAACGAGUGUCACCCCGGUGACACACGUGAGAGAAAUAAUGAAAAACGGAAGUUUGUAUUUUCCACCGUUCGGAGCUGAAAAUUACAGGCAAGACGUACACAUGACGAGUUAUCAAUGCAUGGCGAGUAAUAACGUCGGACGAGUGAUAAGCCGAGAAGUUAACGUUCGCGCCAUCGUUAAACAACAUUAUGACGUCAUCGUUAGAGACACGUAUGUUUUUACGGGUAACACGGCCGUUUUAAAAUGCGAAAUACCAACUUUUGUUAAAAAUCAAAUAUCCAUAACGUCGUGGGUACAAGAUUCUUUGUUUAAUAUAUAUCCCUCGUCAUCUUAUUCGGAUGGUAAACAUCACAUGCUUCCCUCUGGAGAAUUAUUGGUUUAUUCUGUGACGUCAACGGACAGUCAUCCGACGUACAGGUGUAGAACGGUUCAUCACAUAACUGGAAAAACAAUUGAAAGUUCGACGUAUGGAAGAAUUAUAAUAACAGAAAGUAGAGGAUCGGUGCCUCCGAGAUAUCACGAAAGAAUAUCACCGUCACCGGUUAGAGAAGGUGAAACGGCCGUUUUAUCAUGCACAUCGCAAGGAUAUCCUACUCCUAAUUACAUAUGGUACAAAACGAAUUACGAAACCGGCGGACAUCUUGAAUUAUUAACGAUGAGCGAAAAAAAAUACAUAAGAGAAGGAGUUUUGAUAAUUCAAAAUGUCGGUUUAAACGAUAACGGACGAUAUGUUUGCAUAGCAAAUAAUUCGAUGGGCAGCGAAAGGAUUGAAUUACAAUUGACAGUUUUGAUUCCCAUAACUAUUCACAUGAUGCCGCAAAGGGUAACCGUUGAUUUAAAUCACGAUACAUCAAUAUUAUGUUCUGUCACGGGUCAUCCAACUCCGACAAUAUAUUGGCGUAAAGAUGGUUUAAUUAUAAGGAAUACGUCGCACAGGAUGAAAAUAAUCCAAGAUAAAAAUUCCAGGCUGGAGAUAAACAGGCUGACAAGAGAUGAUAAGGGAAUGUAUCAAUGUUUUGCUAAAAACGAUUAUGAAAUGUCACAGGGAACGUCCGAAAUACGUUUGGGAGAUUCUUCACCUCAUUUAAUAUAUAAAUUUAUUGAGCAGACGAUGCAACCGGGACCCUCGGUCUCUUUAAAAUGUAUAGCAACCGGAAAUCCGACUCCUCAUUUCACUUGGGUUUUAGAUGGUUUUUCACUUCCGCAAAAUGACCGGCUUGUGAUUGGUCAAUAUGUGACUGUACACGGUGACGUCAUAUCACACGUAAACAUAAGUUCCGUUAAUGUGGAAGAUGGAGGCGAAUACAAAUGCACUGCCAAAAAUCGAGUGGGUUCAGUUUCCCAUUCGGCUCGCCUUAACAUUUAUGGUCUCCCAAUGGUGAGACCCAUGAAUACCAUAGCUGCUGUUGCUGGACACGAUUUAAUCCUACAGUGUCCUGUUGCUGGUUAUCCGAUAGCUUUUAUCGUUUGGGAAAAAGAUGGACAGUUGUUACCGGUUAAUAGAAGGCAAGAAGUGUCACCGAAUGGAACUUUGGUCAUUCGUAAGGUCGAUAAUUUAUCAGAUGGAGGUUUGUACAUGUGCAUGGCAAAAAACAAACAAGGACAUCACGAUUCGAAAACUGUUCAAAUUGAAGUUAAAGUACCGCCUAGGAUAGCCCCAUUUUCUUUUAACAAGGAUUUAUCAGAGGGAGUGCGAGCCCAUCUUUCUUGUGUCGUCGAAAAAGGCGAUCCUCCAUUUACGAUAACUUGGCUCAAAGAUCGCGAACCGCUGCCUUCGGAUGGUCUCAAAAUAGUCGGUUUAGACACACAUUCGAGUACUGUUAUUGUGGACCAGCUAGCCGCUUCGCAUACCGGCAACUACACCUGCCGAGCAGCCAACCAAGUGGCCGCUGUUGAAUACACGGCUGAGCUGGUCGUUAGCGUACCUCCAAGAUGGUCUCUACCUCCAGAAAAUCAUCAAGGACCUCAAGGAGCUAUAAAAUAUAGCAUGGAUUGUCAAGCCGAAGGAAAUCCCACACCGACGGUUACCUGGAGAAAGGGAAUCGGUAAGCGACCGGGUACCUAUCACGACAUAAUCGAUAAUAAUUCCGAUAUAAAAAUAUAUCCAAAUGGAUCAUUGAUAAUUGAAAAAUUGGGAGAAGAACACGAAGGUUAUUACGUCUGCGAAGCUUUCAAUGGUAUCGGUACGGGUUUAAGUAAAAGAAUUUAUUUAACCGUUAACGCACCCCCCCAUUUUUAUUCGAAACAUAAAAAUCAAACUUCAAAAUUAGGUUCGAGCGUUGUACUCAAAUGUGAAGUCACCGGUGACAGACCCAUUAAAAUUGUUUGGAGAAAAUCUGGUUUAACAAUGGACGGCACUGCAUCUGACUACAGACACAGCAUAAAAGAAUUAAAUUCUACUGAAGGAAUAAUUUCCGAAUUGUUAAUAUUUACCACCCUUCGUGAAGAUAGUGGUCAAUAUUAUUGCAUAGCGACAAAUUCAUUCGGACGUGAUGAAAUGAUAAUGCAAUUAUUUGUACAAGAACCACCGGAUUUUCCAAGAAACAUACACGUUAUAGAAAAGGGUAGCAGAUUUGUUAAAUUGGGUUGGGUAUUAAGUCAAGAUGGUAAUUCUCCCAUAUUGCAAUGCAUUAUUGAAUAUAAAAUCGAUUCAGAUUCUUGGCUGGAACACACAACCCAAAUAACAGUUCCAGUGAAUCAAGUUUCCGUAUUAAUUAGUUCGUUAAGACCUGCUGUCACUUAUCAGUUUCGUUUGUUUGCCGAAAAUGAACUUGGUAAAAGUUUGCCAAGUGAUGUGUUAGAAAUCACGACGGAAAGUGAAGUGCCUAGUGGAGCUCCUAGAAAUGUUCAAACAAGUGCAUUGAGUGCAACAGAAUUACACGUUAAGUGGGACUCUCCAGAACGUGAACUUUGGAACGGUGAAAUAUUGGGAUACCAUGUGGGAUUUAAAGAACAAAGACUCAAAGAGGAUCAGUAUCAAUAUAAAAAUAUUGAAAGUAGAAGUAGUGCAGGAGGUGAAACCUUUCUCACAGACCUUAAAAAAUUUACAAAAUACAGCAUCGUUGUUCAAGCUUAUAAUGCAUUAGGACCUGGUCCCACGUCCAACGAAGCUUUAGCAUUAACUUUAGAAGAUGUUCCAAGUGCUUCUCCUCAAGAUAUUCGUUGUGCAGCUUUCACUUCACAAAGUUUACAAGUGUCUUGGAACUCAGUGCCUGAUACUCAACUUCACGGUCAUUUAAAAGGUUAUAAAGUUAUGUGGGAAAAUUUGGAAGAUUUUGAAGAAAUGGAUAAACCCAUGACCAAAAUCACAACAGCCCUAAGUGCUGUAAUACACGGUCUACAAAAAUUUACCAAUUACAGUGUUCAAGUGUUGGCAUUCACAAAUGCUGGUGAUGGAGUUGCAAGCCCUCCUUUACAAUGCCUCACAAAUGAAGAUGUUCCUGAAGUUCCUCGAGCAAUUAAAGCGGUAAUUAGUAAUCCGACUUCAAUAAUAGUCAGUUGGCUACCACCCAGUCGCACUAAUGGCAUUUUAAUAAAUUAUAAUCUUCAAAUAAAAUCAGCAAGUAAUUCUCCAGAUGCCAAACCUAAAAGAUAUUCCAUACCUCCUGAUCAUACCAGUUACGAAGAAGAAGGAUUAAAUAAAAGAUUACAAUAUGAAUUCACGGUGGCUGCAUCAACAAAAGUCGGAGAAAGUCCUAGAACUUCACCGGUUAUCUUAUCUCCAAACACUGAAGUAAGAGCUGCAAUUUACUCUUUUGGUAUCACCGUAACUCAACCGUGGAAAAGCGAUGCAAGACUUUCUUGUAAAUUUGUGGGGAAACCAGAGCCUUUGUUACAUUGGAAACGAUGGUCUCAUCCCAUUGAACCUUCUUCCAGGUUUAAAAUUAUGAAUGAUGGUACACUUCAAAUAAUCAAUCUUAUCAGAAAUGAUUCAGGAAAUUAUUCUUGUCAAGUUGAAAAUCAACAUGGAUUUGAUUCGAUUACAUAUCACUUACAGGUUCAAAUUCCUCCUUCUGCACCUUUACUUCAUGCCACUAGUGCCACAAAAACUAGUCUCAAUGUUCAAUGGAAACAAGGAGAUAAUGGAGGAGCUUUAAUUCGAGGUUAUUAUUUACAUUAUAAAAAAAGCAAAGGUGAUUGGAAAUCGAUUAAAAUUGGUAGACAGCAAAGUAAUUACUUGUUAAAUGAUCUCCACUGUGGAACAGCUUAUCAAAUUUACAUUCAAGCUUAUAAUUCAAUCGGUAAAGGAGAAAAAAGUUCUAUCAUAUCUGCAACAACAGAUGGUAGAAAACCGAUUAAAAUAUCCAAAGAAGAAUUUUUACUUCCGAAUACAACAUUUGUUUUAUUGUUUUUGGAUAAGUGGUUAAACAAUAGUUGUCCGAUAACAUAUUUUGAAUUGAAUUACAGAAGAAAAGAUGAAACAAAUUGGACAUUAGUUUCUAAUAGUUUAAUUAAACAAAAAUAUUACACUCUUGGAAAUCUUCAACCUGGAACAGAAUAUGUGAUUAAUGUUAAAGCUCAUAAUAAUGCUGGCUCGAUAGAAAGUGAAUAUAAAUUUUACACUCUUCAAAAUAUUGGUGCUGCUUCACCAAGUUUGACUCGGCAUAGUGGACAAGCAGAAAUGCCAUUUUAUCUUGAUCUAAGACUAAUUUUACCAUUUUUUACUUCCUGCCUUGUUAUCUUGACUGCCGUCCUUGUUGUUUAUUAUUGUUGGAGCAAGAGAUCUGCAGCAUCGAGAGAAUCAGUGAUUUUAAGAGAUUCCCAUUCUUCAGGUGCUAUUUUGGACAAUAAACAAAAUGCUCAUCAACGAGAACAAUAUUAUGCGACUGUAAAAAAACCACUUCGCUCACCUGAUAGAGAUAUAUCGUCGCUGGAAAGAAUUCCAGAAUAUUCGGAAGAUAUUUAUCCGUACGCAACAUUUCAAUUGAAUCAAUUAACUCCCGAAGAAUCCAGGUGUACGUCGGGAGCUCCCAUCGAUAGGAAAAGCGUAGAUAUAGAAAAGAUAGAAAGAGACAGAAGUAGAGGAACCCCGAUAUCUAGUUUUAUAUAUAACGAUUCGAUAUUAACAUCAGCGGAAACGUUGAAAUUAAAAGAGGUAGAUUCGAGUAAACAAAAUUUUAAAAGCAAUUAUAGAAGAGUUAAAAGAAAAACUGUUACUAAAUUAUCAAAAAAUGAAGAUUUCGAAUGUGAUAGUUUAGGUUCGGAAACGGAUGCAGAAAUAAAUUUUAUUUACCACGGACCCGAUGCAGGUAAUUUAGCGGAAUCUUCGAGGCCUUACGAAAGAACAUCAUUUUCCCGACGAGGAAAAACAAAGUAA